AUGGUCGAUGCCAAAGUCCAAGAGCUCCUCGCGAAGCCGCGCUCUGAGUUGACCGAAUAUGAAGUCGCUCAAGUCGAGGAGCAUGAGCUCACUACCGGCCCCCUCUCGAUCCUCCAGACUGCCGUUCGCUCCCGCACCCAAGUUCUGAUCUCAUGCCGCAACAACCGCAAGAUCCUCGCGCGUGUCAAAGCCUUCGAUCGUCACUGUAACAUGGUCCUCGAGAACGCGAAGGAGAUGUGGACUGAGACACCACGCUUGGCCAAUGGGCAGUACGGCAGGAAGGUCAACAAGGACCGUUUCAUUUCGAAGCUGUACGUAUCGUCUGCGUUCAAGACGUACGCCAUGCUAACAGCCAGCAGUUUCUUGCGCGGUGACUCUGUCAUUCUUGUUUUGCUAUCAUGA
Parastagonospora nodorum SN15 is the source of this 402-nucleotide messenger RNA. RefSeq lists its product as hypothetical. Gene Ontology annotation, cellular component: U1 snRNP; U5 snRNP; U2 snRNP. The coding region runs from base 1 to 402 and encodes 133 amino acids. The transcript has 3 exons. The record is from RefSeq and is a predicted model, not a curated record. Gene Ontology annotation, biological process: RNA splicing; spliceosomal snRNP assembly. NCBI's taxonomy places the organism in Eukaryota, Fungi, Ascomycota, Dothideomycetes, Pleosporales, Phaeosphaeriaceae.